AUGGGAUCCUGGACAAUAGACCCGGUCCAAAUUAUAAUCAAAUUAACCUUCCACCGCACGCCUAAGCAAAUUAAAAAUCCGACCCGCCUUCUCGCAUACUAUGAAAGGCUUCGACAUCUUCUCACCUUCUUCGUCUCUUCUUCGCAUUUAGGGUUUAAGGAUUGGCCGAUUGGGGCGACCGCGACCGGCGAGGCCAGUGGCAUCCAAGCGGCGGAGGAGGAGAGGAACAGCAACGCCGGUGUCGAGACAACACCGGCGUGCGGCGAGCCGGCGACAGCGAGCUUCAGAGCUUGGCGUGCACGACAGCAGUCAAGAACUCUUGCAACUCCAUCUGGAUCUACAUCUUCACCUACACAUAUACCUACACCGAUAGAUAGUUCACCUUCUAUGCCCUCCAAUAAUGCUAGCAUUGCUUCGUCCUCCUCUAAAUGAGAUCAUGGACUUAGCAGAGGGGUUGGAUUAGAAAGGAUUAUGCACGGUGCAGAGAGGUUGCAUGUUGAUAUUCCUAUAGAUAAAGAAAGCUUGGUUGGAGAAAAUGCUGAGAAGCUUGUUUCGGAGUUGGGGUUUAUUGUUAGGAAUUUUGCCCCACUUCAAGUGCGAGAUUGCAGUGAGAUUAUAGAGGAGGAUAAGAAUCCUCUUUAUGACCGUAUAUUGUUAAGAAAUUGAUAAGACUCUUUAUAUUUAUAUUUUUAUUGAUAUUUGCAUAAUAUAUUUUUUUUAAGAUAAAGUUUAAUAUUGAAUGAGCCA
Molecule: messenger RNA, 747 nt
Organism: Elaeis guineensis (African oil palm)
Lineage: Eukaryota; Viridiplantae; Streptophyta; Magnoliopsida; Arecales; Arecaceae
Source: RefSeq, a predicted model, not a curated record